CCUCUCACCCCUUCCUCCAACGACAAUGUCCAAGCAUCUCCAGCUCGAACACGCUACGGCCCUGCCGCACCUUACCGCCGCACGCAUCAUCCUCAACUCGCCCCACAUCGUCGACGAAAUCAUGAACCACGCCACCCGGGCGACGCUCGUCGCCUGUCUGCGCGUCAACCGCGACCUGCACGACGUGGCAGGCAAGGUUCUCUACCACACCAUACGCAUCAACGCCAAGAAACUCGAUGGUCUGCUCAUGGGCGUGAGCGUCAAGGAAGGGGAAGGCCCUACUCUCCCCGAGUCGCCCGUCAUGCCCUGCUUCAAGAACAGCCUUCUCUCUCGCACUCGCGUCCUCUCAAUGGGCAACCACCGAUGGAGGCUGUGCACCACCGACAACAAGCGGCUCAACGCGCAGGACCAUUCAUUGAGGGACGCUAUCAAACGCCUCUUGAGUGGUGUACGCACUGUGAGGAUUGUCCUUCCCCAGAAAAAGGCCCACUUAGGAGACCUCUGCCAAGGGGGAACUUCCACAUGUGGCUUCCUCCACCUCCUCCACCCGAAAGUGGUCUUGGUGCGAAACGUCUGUGGGCUCAUCCUCUCCAAUCCCGUGUUUGACUGGCCUCUUCCUCCUCAAUCACACGUCUUCUGGGUCCUCCCAAGCCACAGAAGCAAGAGAGGCGACCUCGAGAUCCCGCGGCUCGCCAAUGCCGAGUACAACACUUCUGUCCAACCCAACAGUAUGGUCUUCCAUGACAAGUUUGAGAAGUGGACCAAGAACUCUUCUCAAGUGACAACGACGUCGAGGAGGACGACCAUGACGACCGGCAAACCCUUCAGUGCCGAGCCGUUCAUUAGGUUCUUUCACGAGGCCGAGAGCUUCUCAGAGGAUCACGUUACAACCGUAUACGGUCUCGAAACGGUAGACCUUCUCGAGCGCCACGACGAUGCUGCUGUCAAGAAGUAUCUCGAGAGCUUCCCCCUUCACCAGAACCACCUCACGUCCGCUUCCUUGCAGAAGCUGGUGAUUCACUUCGUCCAAAAUGGGGUGCCAGUCCCUGGGUCUGGCAACUGGCCAAGCACCGCUUACACCUUCAAGACGCUCGCCGACUUCACCGCGCUCGAUACCGCAGUUAGGCGUUACGUGUUGUGCGACGACUGCCGCUUUUAG
Vanrija pseudolonga is the source of this 1159-nucleotide messenger RNA. RefSeq lists its product as uncharacterized. The transcript is spliced from 2 exons. Bases 26 to 1159 code for a protein of 377 amino acids. The record is from RefSeq and is a predicted model, not a curated record. NCBI's taxonomy places the organism in Eukaryota, Fungi, Basidiomycota, Tremellomycetes, Trichosporonales, Trichosporonaceae.